UAUUUUGUAUAUUACUGAUUUUAUUGACUUUACAAUGAAGCCACACCCAUUCACCCACCCACACAGACACAAUAAAUGUCUUUCACACAGGAAAUCAGCAUUCUGCAAAGUGCAAACUGCCCGUGGCCCUGUCACAUUCUCAAGCCUAUCAAGCAGAACUUGUUUGACUGAUAUCCUUCAACAAGAUGAUUAACGAAGAGUGGCUUUGCAGCUCGUUUAAACUGUGUGAUCUAGUCACCGCCUCACAAUCUGGUCACUCUAAUGACUCUACGCAGAUCGUAAUCAAUAGUGAUUCAUACCCACGACCUGCAUACAACCCGUCAUCAAUCCAACACACCAUGGAAACAUACAGCCGUUUACUGGAUGGAACAUUAGAACAGAACAUAGAGCCCAUUCAAACCUUCGCGCACAUGACAGCCAAAGCUAUUCUAGAUUCAUCUAUGGGGAUCAGAGGCCCAAGUGAAUCUGUCAAGGUGAGACAGGAUGAAGUUGAGAUGCUAGCUGAAGAGUUAACUGUAAAAGUCUGUUGCAAAGCACUAGAAGAGAUGGAGAGGCAACAUCACUCUGAUGAUGCUUCCAAAAAUAUAAAUGAUAAUGGGGUUAAGGAGGGGACUAAUGAAAAUGCAUCGGUCCUGUGCUCCUCAGGCUACAAGUGUGAUAAAAACGCAUUUGAAAUAGAAACGGACAAGAUGGAGGACUAUGAUGACACACUGACCACGGUAUAUGCCAAUUCCUUGAAGAGCAUGUGCAGUCUGGGGUCUCUCGACUACCCUGAUGCUCCUCCAAGCACCCCUUUGCUUCCAGAGAUGAUGAGGAGUCGAGCCAGUUUCACAAGGAAGCUAAAGGGAGGACUUGCUAAAGAGUUUCUUCCUUCACCCCCUCCUCCGACCCCCAAAGACCACAUGCAACCCUUAUUGGAGAACCAAAUGACUGACACGUCCGCUGACUUCAUGGUGAGGCUGAUGCGCUCGCUUUCACUGGAGUGUUGUCGAAACGGAGGUCGAGAAGAAGUCAAAGAUGAUGGCGGACUCCAAAAUGACUAUGCAGCUCAAAUAUCAGCAGAUAUCAUUCAUUCUCUCACCACAAACGAGCUAAAAGUAAAGGAUGAGGGUUGUGUGAAUCGCAUUUUUGAUCGACUAGCGAGUGAAAUUGUCACAACUUCUCUAGCAGAGGUGAUGGCGAGAGGGGAAAGGAAGGUUUUGAAGGAAGAAACACCAUCAUACCCAAUGCCUUCAGACAAAAGAUCUAGCAUGCAGUUCUCUGCAACUGACGAGGUGAAAAUUUUAGCUAAUGAGCUAAUCAUUGAGGCUUUGGUUCAUGCUUUUGCUAAGCUAAGACAGGGCGUGUUUGAACAUGGAACAGAGCCACAUCUUUCGGGCCAAGCAGCAGAACCACAGCCAUGGGAAGAAGAAAGAUGUGCAAACACACUGUGUAAAGACUCAAUCAACUCCCUCAAAGCCAAAAUAUGCUGUAAUGAUAAAUCAGAACUGAACCCCAUUUCACUUGACGCCAAUGUGACAUCAUCGGUACACAGAUUUUCCAACGACUUCGCAGAAGACGUGAUUCAACAUUCUGUAUGUGAUGCUUCCAGAUUCCUGUUUAACUGUAAGCAAUCUGAGGGAGCAGAAUUUGGCUCCCAGAAAGACAUUAAACCACAGGUGAUUAAGAUACAUGCUGAGGAAAGUCGUCUUGUCCAGGAACUGCAGUGUGCUCUACUCUGGGCCGCGGCCUCACAGAACGGGACUUCAGCACUUCAGUUUGAUCUACCAGACACAAGCCUUCAGCAACAGCUUUGCAGGCUCUCUCACAGCGCCCGUCUGAAUGGCUGGACAGUGGGCGCUUUAAUGGCUUCUCUCGAAGAGUUUUGUGACAUGCAGCGAGCGACCAGCAGAGGACGCUAUAAGAGCUCCGAUUCUCUCCUGGAGCAUCUGCAGCACCUGAUCGACAAUUCACAUUUAAACUGACCUGGGACCAGCUUCGCCCUUACAGAACAGGUCAUUGAUCCGUACGACACCCCCUGAUAUGAAGACAGAAAACAGCACACAUUAAUCUUCAUCCACAAUCUUUCACAUCCCAAACAUUAAUACAAGAAGACAGAGUCAUAAAUUAUAAACAAUCAUAAUCAGUUUCAUUCUCAACCAUUGAAAAUGAGCCAUUAAAGACAAAACAGCUGUACACACGCUGUCUGUUUAAACUGAUAUCUGCUCUCCCAAUCCAAGCCGAUAUUAGGUAAGCGGAAAUCUGACCGCAAAUCAGCUUUAGAAGUUAAGUUACCAUCGUCCAAAACACACUGACACAUUCUUGACCAAAGAUUCUGUAUAAUAUUUUUCAACAACACGUCAGUACCAAUAAUAAAGUGUGUCUGAAUAAUGAUAAACAGUGAAUGCUGUAUUGUUGGAGCGGAUUGCUGUAAAGGGGUGCGCAGGGCUUUGCGGGGUGUGUAAAAAGCAGGACUUUUUUAUUGCAUCCCAUUAAUACUCCCAAAGCAGUGAUACCUAACAUGGCAGGAAUGCGCUUUAGCGAAAACCUGCAUCUCACUCACUCCCACUCUUGGCGACCACAGAUUGAAAAAUCAGGGACACACACAAACUCACACAUCGGCCUACUCAUUCUUUGACCCUAUGUCUCGCUCUAUCAGUCUCCCCUCCCAGACAUGCUCUCUUUCACUUUCUCUCUCUCCCGCACACACAUUCUCGUACACAAGGGGGGCUGACUUCACAGCUGCAGUGUCAGUGAAGACACAAUGGCUUUCAGUCCAGCCCCGUUAGACGCAUCUGGAGAAGCGUUUGUUCCAAUGUCUGAACCAUCGCUGCCAAAAAUGAGAGACGUCGAAAAAACGUGCAUAAGGAAAGGGGAGUGGGGAAGAAGUGAUUGCAACAGAGCUGACACAUAGAGCCAAAUGGAUCAUGGGGGCUCUGGAAAAUCUCCCAACAUCCCCCACCCACCCUUCCCCCAAACUAUGACGCAUCGAUUUAUUCUCUACAAUAUAAGAGCCAGACACAUGUGAAGGAAUUCCUUACAUUAAACAGGCCUCAUAGACUUAAUGUACUCAUAUAUUUUCUUUUCGUAUCACUCAUGCUUAGCAAAGCACUGCAUUGCCGCGACUUCAACAGGGAUGGCCAGCAAUCCUUUGUAUUCAUGUGAUCAAACGAGCCAUAAAGUAGCCAGCGGAGAAAGGAAAAUGUAUAAAAGAUUAAAUAAAUUAAGUUAAAAUGAGUACAAUACGUUCAGCAUGUUUGCUCUGGAGAAUUGGGAUGUGUGUUUAAGGUUAUGGAGUUUUCAGGUUCGGGCUCUUUGUAGCCCCUAUCCAUCGUGAAGAUAAGGUCAAUGUGUGUAAAACACGACAUGUUCUCUUUGAUAUGAGGUCUGUAAUGUGAUCCAAUGUGUGUCGCACUAUAUUAAAGGGAAAG
This is a messenger RNA of Pimephales promelas (fathead minnow), 3410 nucleotides long. RefSeq lists its product as uncharacterized. The record is from RefSeq and is a predicted model, not a curated record. Gene Ontology annotation, cellular component: cytoplasm. Gene Ontology annotation, biological process: intracellular protein localization. NCBI's taxonomy places the organism in Eukaryota, Metazoa, Chordata, Actinopteri, Cypriniformes, Leuciscidae. Gene Ontology annotation, molecular function: protein kinase A binding.